CGGAAGCGAUGCCUUGAAGGAAUAAUAUGAUAUCUUAUGGCACUCCUCUUCAUCUGCUACUCUUCUUUCACAUUUGAAAUUGUAUAUUUAUAAGGAGUCCUACACAGCCAUGCCUACAGCACUAGAGAGAACAUUGGGUUCUAUCAUUUCCACCAUUGAGUACUGUUACUUUCGCUAUCGAAACCUCAACAACAUCAACCAGCAGGCCAACAUGCCCAAGAGUCGACCACUUUCAUUGCAGACGGUGGAGCUCAAAGUGAGGAUGUGCUGCACGGGCUGUGAGAGGGUUGUAAGAGACGCCAUACUCAAGCUCAGAGGGGUGGACUCAGUGGAGGUGGAGCUGGAGAUGGAGAAGGUGACGGUGGUUGGGUAUGUGGAUCGAAACAAGGUGUUGAAGGCAGUGAGGAGGAGUGGGAAGAGGGCAGAGUUCUGGCCCUACCCAAAUCCACCAUUGUACUUCACAUCCGCCAAUGAAUACUUCAAGGACAUGAACAACGACUACAAAGAGAGCUACAACUAUUGGAGGCAUGGUUACAAUGUGGGCGAAAGGCAUGGCAAUAUUCCCGUGUCUUAUCGAGGGGAUGACAAGGUCAGCAACUUGUUCAACGAUGACAACGUCAAUGCCUGUUGUCUCAUGUAAUAUUUAUAUCUCUCUGCUUUUCAUCAAAUGCAUAAUUAUUAAAGGAGAUUUGCAACCCAAGUGCUUAUGCUGUGGGCAAAACCCAAGCCUUCCGUGUGUUUGUAUUUAUGUGUGUGUGCUCUGUUAAUUAAUUUCUCGUGUGUAAUAGCAUGCAAGCAAGUUCCACCGGCUCA
Molecule: messenger RNA, 813 nt
Organism: Nelumbo nucifera (sacred lotus)
Lineage: Eukaryota; Viridiplantae; Streptophyta; Magnoliopsida; Proteales; Nelumbonaceae
Product: heavy metal-associated isoprenylated plant protein 30-like
Molecular function (GO): metal ion binding
Source: RefSeq, a predicted model, not a curated record